UCCAACAGAACAGCAGAAGAGAGGUAUAUGUGGAUAAAAAUUAAUUUCUUGGGCCUGACAUAAUGACUCAAUUAGCUAAUGCUUCCCUUGUAAGCGCUGUGUCCCUGCUGCUCCACUUUCCAUCCAGCUCCCUUCAUCUGGGUCUGCCACGUAGGUGGUGGGAAGGUCCAAUCACCUGGGGUAUCUUCCACUUUUUCCAGGCCCUUCGCAGGGAAUCGCAUUAGAGGUGGAGCAGCCGGACACUAGCUGGAAGCGCUGCAGGUGGCAGCUUUCCCACAGAGCUGGCCCCUGGAGGAUCUGUCUUCAGGUUGAUAAGGGGACUUCCGAGCCAUCAGUCAUCCUGCCAGGGCUGUACUCUGUGACGCUAAGCCUCAGAACUGUCGCAGCCGUGCCCACCCAAGUCGAUCCUCCUUCGGAGAGCGUAUCCCACCCAGGCCUGGGCAAGCCAUGGGUCCUCGGCGGCAGCGUCAAGAAGGCGCGCUGAACGCUUCGGGACACACCAGGAAGCCCUUUUAUCGUCAAUGAACAUCCACGGGCUCGGACACCAAAUAUCCCUCCCUCGGGUUACUGAUAAGGGGCAUCCGACGCAUCUCACGCCAAAGAAAAGAUUAUCUCACCCCGAGAAGACUCCCGAAGCCCAAACACAGCCUCUCCAGCAGCCACCCCGCCACCCCGCCAAACUCAGUCCCGCCCAGCGCUUGGCGGGAGGCUUCCGCACGUGACCACUUCGAGUGGGCGCGGAGGACGCACUGCAGCACCUGAGACCACAGAGGACGCUCUGGGCUCUCGUCUCUAUGAUCCUCUUUGUGACCCGUCGAACGGCGCCGGAAUUCCAGAGCUCCGUGCCAAUCGUCCUCCCCUCCGACAGAGAGCACUGCAGCGACCUGACUGGUUUUCCGUCACCGUCUCGAGUCCUGAAGACGAGGGCCAGCGUCGGCGCAUGCGCGCCCGGUGGCGGGGCACUGUAGCUGGGGAGAAGCCCCGGCACGGCUGGCACUGCGGGCUGCGCGCGUGCGCCGUGGCGAUCUCGGCGCUGGCCUGGGCCGCCGUGCUGAGAGCAGGACUGUGAACGCCGGAGAGGGCCGCGGGGAUGUUCCGCAAGGCCCGGCGGGUGAACGUGCGCAAGCGGAACGACUCGGAGGAAGAGGAACGAGAGCGGGAUGAGGAGCAGGACACGCCGCCGCUGCUGCUGCCGCCCCCGGGCGCCGGCGAAGAUGCGCCGGGCCCCGGGGGAGAGUCGCUGCUGGGCCCCGGGCCGCCUUCGGCGCUCACCCCGGGCGCCGCGGCCGAGAGCGGAGGGGCCGCCGGCUUCCCCGGCGCCGCGGAGCCUGGCAACGGGCUGAAGCCGCGCAAGAGGCCUCGCGAGAACAAAGAGGUGCCCCGGGCCAGCCUGCUGAGCUUCCAGGACGAGGAGGAAGAAAACGAAGAGGUUUUCAAAGUGAAGAAAUCCAGCUAUAGCAAAAAAAUAGUAAAGUUGCUCAAGAAAGAAUACAAAGAGGACCUCGAGAAAUCCAAGAUUAAGACGGAACUUAACUCAGCCGCUGACAAUGAACAGCCACUGGACAAACCCGGACACGUUAAGGAUGCAAACCAAGAAGAUGGAGUUCUCCUCGGCGAGCACGGGGACGAUGAGAUGGACAUGGAGAGCGAGAAGGAGGAGGAGAAGCCCAAGGCCGCGGGGGCCUUCUCCAGCGCGCUCUCGUCUCUGAAUGUUCUCCGGCCAGGAGAAAUUCCAGAUGCAGCUUUUAUACAUGCAGCAAGGAAAAAGCGCCAAAUGGCCCGAGAACUGGGAGACCUCACGCCUCAUGAAAAUGAGCCUGGGAAAGGCCGCCUGGUUAGAGAGGAUGAGAAUGAUGCCAGCGAUGAUGAAGAUGAUGAUGAGAAACGGCGUAUCGUUUUUUCUGUGAAGGAAAAAUCACAAAGGCAGAAGAUUGCUGAGGAAAUAGGCAUUGAGGGGAGUGAUGACGACGCUUUGGUAACAGGCGAGCAAGAUGAAGAGCUCAGCAGAUGGGAGCAGGAGCAGAUAAGAAAAGGAAUUAAUAUCCCGCAGGUCCAAGCAAGUCAGCCCACGGAAGUGAAUAUGUACUACCAGAACUCUUACCAGACAAUGCCUUACGGCUCAUCCUAUGGCAUUCCUUACAAUUACACGACCUAUGGAUCGUCGGAUACCAAAUCUCAAAAAACAGAUAAUACAGUCCCUUUCAAAACUCCCAGUAAUGAGAUGACUCCCGUUACUAUUGAUUUGGUAAAGAAACAGCUUAAAGACAGGUUGGACUCCAUGAAAGAGCUGCACAAAGCAAAUCGGCAGCAGCACGAGAGACACCUGCAGAGCCGAGUGGACUCCACCAGGGCCAUUGAGAGAUUGGAAGGGUCUUCUGGGGGUAUUGGUGAACGGUAUAAAUUUUUGCAAGAAAUGCGAGGGUAUGUCCAAGACUUGCUUGAGUGUUUCAGUGAAAAGGUGCCACUGAUUAAUGAACUUGAAUCAGCAAUUCAUCAGCUGUACAAACAGCGAGCUUCCCGCCUUGUCCAAAGACGACAAGAUGAUAUUAAAGAUGAAUCCUCGGAGUUUUCAAGCCAUUCAAAUAAAGCUCUGAUGGCACCAAAUCUUGAUUCCUUUGGUCGUGAUCGGGCACUGUACCAAGAACAUGCAAAACGUCGGAUUGCAGAGCGAGAGGCCAGGAGGACUCGUCGUCGGCAAGCCCGAGAGCAAACUGGGAAGAUGGCUGAUCACCUUGAAGGCCUUUCGAGUGAUGACGAAGAAACGUCCACAGAUAUUACUAAUUUCAACCUGGAAAAAGAUCGAAUAUCCAAAGAGUCCAGCAAGAUUUUUGAAGAUGUCCUUGAGAGUUUCUCCUCCAUCGACUGUAUUAAGUCGCAGUUCGAAGCAUGGCGUUCAAAAUACUACACUUCCUACAAAGAUGCUUACAUUGGCCUUUGCCUGCCCAAGCUGUUCAACCCGCUCAUACGGCUGCAGCUGCUCACCUGGACUCCUCUGGAGGCAAAAUGUCGUGACUUUGAGAAUAUGCUGUGGUUUGAGUCUUUGCUGUUCUAUGGUUGUGAGGAACGUGAGCAAGAAAAAGACGACGUGGAUGUUGCACUGCUACCUACCAUUGUGGAGAAGGUGAUUCUUCCUAAGCUGACAGUGAUAGCUGAAAAUAUGUGGGACCCUUUUUCUACAACACAGACUUCAAGAAUGGUUGGAAUUACACUAAAGUUAAUAAAUGGAUAUCCUUCAGUAGUAAAUGCAGAAAAUAAAAAUACACAGGUAUUCCUAAAGGCACUUUUAUUGCGAAUGAGAAGAACUUUAGAUGACGAUGUGUUUAUGCCUUUGUAUCCCAAAAAUGUCUUAGAAAAUAAAAAUUCGGGGCCUUACUUGUUUUUCCAACGACAGUUUUGGUCUUCAGUUAAGCUAUUAGGAAAUUUCCUUCAGUGGUACGGCAUUUUCUCCAAUAAAACUCUUCAGGAGUUAUCAAUAGAUGGUCUAUUGAAUAGAUACAUUCUUAUGGCUUUUCAGAAUUCAGAAUAUGGCGAUGACAGCAUCAAAAAAGCCCAAAAUGUAAUUAACUGCUUCCCCAAGCAGUGGUUCAUGAAUCUGAAAGGAGAAAGAACUAUUUCUCAAUUAGAAAAUUUUUGUCGAUACCUUGUACACCUAGCAGAUACAAUUUAUAGAAACAGUAUGGGAUGCUCUGAUGUGGAGAAAAGAAAUGCAAGAGAAAACAUAAAACAGAUAAUAAAACUUCUUGCAAGUGUUCGAGCUUUGGAUCAUGCUAUGACUGUUGCAAGUGACCACAAUGUGAAAGAAUUUAAAUCUUUGAUCGAAGGAAAAUAGAUCUGUGAGACUGAAAAGCCUGUUUCUUUUAAUACCAUUCCCAAUGUAUAAAUUUUGUAUAUAUGUAAAGUUUCUUAAGCUGUAAAAUACUGAUUCUUGUUUUAAUACAGAAAACAUUAUAUU
This is a messenger RNA of Ochotona princeps (American pika), 3952 nucleotides long. RefSeq names its product PAX3 and PAX7 binding protein 1 (gene PAXBP1). Gene Ontology annotation, cellular component: nucleus. The record is from RefSeq and is a predicted model, not a curated record. Gene Ontology annotation, biological process: positive regulation of transcription by RNA polymerase II; mRNA splicing, via spliceosome. Gene Ontology annotation, molecular function: DNA binding. The transcript is spliced from 18 exons. Lineage: Eukaryota; Metazoa; Chordata; Mammalia; Lagomorpha; Ochotonidae. Bases 1091 to 3829 code for a protein of 912 amino acids.